AGCAAGAUGGCGUCUGACGGUGAAGACGUUAUUGCAGUCGUCACAGUUCAAUGUUCUUAAUCUAUGCCUCCAUGUACACAUAUAUGUCCUUUAUUACACUAGUAAAUAGAGUAAACAUCGUUAAUAACUCUUUGCAUCCGGUUAUAUUAGUCUGAGCGCAAUUUGAUGCUUCUCGAGCUAGCUUAGCCUGCAAGUUAGUUUAGCUUGUUAGCUGCUAACAAAGACAGGCGGAAGUGAUCAAAACACAUCACUAAGUAGAGAUCAAUUGUGAGUGUAAAGUGUUGUGAUUGUGUGAAAAUGUGCCAAAGAACCAUAGCAGAGUACGAGGAGGAACUUUGUCCAACAAAAGAGGAGAAGGAGCGACAACAUGAAAAACCUCAAGUUGUGUUACACAGAACAGACAUCCAUCAGCUGACUGGAUACCAAGAAGAAUGUCUCCCUCAUCUGCAGGGGACAGUUUCACUUUGGAGUAUCCACAGCCCUCUUAUUUUAAAGAGGAAGAGGGGGGAGAGUGUCCUGUAGGGCAGGAGGAGGCUGAUGUCAGCAAGUUUCCACUGACUGUUGUCUCUGUGAAGACUGAAGAGCAUGAAGACAAACCACCUGAGUCCUCACAGCUUCAUCACAGUCCAAACGUCUGUGAAGAACAUCUUCUCCCUAAGCAACAGAAGUGGGGCUUCAGGGUGGAGGCACAGCCCUCCCACAUUAAAAAGGAAGAGGAACACCCACUAAUCCCCCAUUUUAAAGCGGAAAAGGAUGACCCACUGACCACUCACAUCAAAGAGGAAGAGGAGGACCCAUUGACCCCCCAUUUUAAAAAGGAAGAGGAGAAACCACUGAUAACCCAUUUUAAAGAGGAAGAGGUGGACCCACUGAGCCCUCACAUUAAAGAGGAAGAGGAGGAACACAACAUCAGUCAGCAGGGAGAGCAUCUUGAAGGACUGGAGGAGGUUGAUGUCACCAAGAUGCCAGUGACUGGUGUCCCUGUGAAGAGUGAAGAUGAUGAGGUGAAAGGUGAAAGUGAGGAGAGGGGAGGGGGGGAGCCUCCAAGCAGCAGCUCAACACAACACAUGACAACAGAAGCUGAUGGAGACCACUGUGGAGGAUCACAAGCAGACAAGCUCUUAGCUCCACUAUCAGAUAGUGAGGACACAACGUCACACUCUCCUGACACUGAUGAUGAAGACUCUAAAGAUGAUAAGACAUGUCACACUGACAACACUCACUUCACAUCUUCUCUCUGUCACAAAACCUUUAAAUACCAUUGUCGUCUAAAAUCACACAUGAGAACACACACUGGAGAAAAACAUUUUUCUUGCUCAGAAUGUGGUAAAGGUUUUACACGAAGUCAACAUUUGAAAGUACACAUGAGAACACACACUAGUGAAAAACCCUUUUCUUGCUCAGAAUGUGGCAAAAGUUUUUUAAGAAAUCAAAGUUUAAAAGCACACAUAACACACACUGGAGAAAAACCUUUUUCCUGCUCAGAAUGUGGUAAAAGUUUUGUAAUAAACCAAAGUUUAAAAUUACACACGAGAACACAAACUGGAGAAAAACCUUUUUCAUGUUCAAUCCGCGGUAAAGAUUUUACUCAUAAGCACAAUCUCAAAGCACACAUUAAAACACACACCGGAGAAAAACCUUUUUCAUUUUCAAUCUGCGGUAAAGAUUUUACUCGAAGGGACCAUUUCAAAACACACAUGAAGUUAGACACUGGAGAAAAACCAUUUACCUGCUCAGAAUGUGAUAAAAGUUUUGUAAUAAAUUAAAAUUUAAAAGCACACAUGAGAAAACACACUGGUGAAAAACCUUUUAUUUGUUCAAUAAGUUGUAAAAGUUAUAUAGACAAACAGCAAUUAAAAUCACAUAUGAGAACGCACUCUGGUGAAAAACCAUACUCCUGUUCGAGCUGCAACAAAAGCUUUGUCACCGACAAUCUUUUACAGUACACAUGAGAAGACACCCAGGAGAGAAAGUGUUGAGUUGCAGUGUGUGUGGUGAAAGAUUGUCUUCUAAGUACCAGUGUAAGAAACACAAGUGUGCUGGUGAGAACAGCAGCAGCAAAUGAAACUGCAGGAUUUGAAAUAAACUGUCCAGACUUUGUAAACUUUGACUUUCUAACAACAUCAGCACAUAUAACAUGUGUGACAUCAUUGUUGUGUGUGUAACACAAUGUUGUUAAUAUGAUUCUAACAUUUAUAGAUUAGACACUUCAGAUUAGUACUUUUAUUUCAGUCAAGUACAUGAGUUAAUAUACAUAUUUGUGUACUUUAAAAUGAACACAACAAUUUAACUGAAAAGGUGAGAAUAAACAGUACAUAAAAUGUUAGAUAAAAUAAACAUUUGAUAUGUAGACAGUCAUAAUUCACUUUUAUAAUUAUUCGUAAUAGUGUUUUAAUUUUCCUGAAGGAACUCUCCUUAAGGAAUCAAUAAAGUACUAUCUAUUCAUCUAUCUAUCUAUCUAUCUAUCUAUCUAUGUUUUUUGAAAUAAUGAAGUGUGACAUGUUUUUUAUUUUCUAAUUGUAGAUGAUUCCAUAGAUGAACUCCUUUAUAUGAUGUACAUAUUUGUUUUACAUGUGUUCAUACCUUUGCUUUUGAGUACACAUAAAUCCCUCUUAGUUCAUAUUUACUGGUUCACAUCUGAAACAUCUUCUGGACCACUUCAGGAAGCAUAUUAUUAUUUACUUUAUACAUCAUUUGAACAGUUGUCUUUUAUACAAUUUUAAAAUGUGUGACUUCAUGAAUCAUUUGUUGGGUCUCUAUAAUCCAUUCUAUGAAUUGUCUUUAUUACUCUCUUGUGUAAUAUGAUGAUUGUUGUGUGAUUGUUUUAUAUGUAUGUCCCCAGACUUUUAUGUAAUAAACAAUGUAUGUUUCAACUAAAGUUGGGUUCAAUAAAUGUAGUUAAUAUUUGUGGG
Nerophis ophidion (straightnose pipefish) is the source of this 2912-nucleotide messenger RNA. RefSeq names its product gastrula zinc finger protein xFG20-1-like. Lineage: Eukaryota; Metazoa; Chordata; Actinopteri; Syngnathiformes; Syngnathidae. The coding region runs from base 432 to 1766 and encodes 444 amino acids. The transcript has 3 exons. Gene Ontology annotation, biological process: regulation of transcription by RNA polymerase II. The record is from RefSeq and is a predicted model, not a curated record. Gene Ontology annotation, molecular function: DNA-binding transcription factor activity; RNA polymerase II cis-regulatory region sequence-specific DNA binding.